CAGGGGGUCCACCCUGGACACUGGGAAGAGCGAGCUUUGGGUGGGAGCACUGACGCAUGGGAACCCUCCCUCCCGCAGAUCCAAGAGGCAGGAGAUGUCCCAUAGGUUGAAGGACACCAUGAAGUCGUCCGAGACGUCCCUGACGGAGGAGGAGACCACGGACUCAUCCGAGAUGUCCCUGACGGAGGAGGAGACCACGGACUCAUCCGAGACGUCCCUGACGGAGGAGGAGGAGACCACGAAGUCGUCUGAGACGUCCCUGACGGAGGAGGAGGCCAUGAGACUUCUGUGCUCCCUCUCGGAGGCAAAGAAGAUGAAGGUGCCCGUCAAGCGCAGGAAGCGGCGCUCUGUGGGGCUCGCCAGCACCGGGGCCUUCGUCGGGGGCCUGGUCGGGGGCCCACCAGGACUAGCCUUUGGGAGUGCCGUCGGGGGGCUCGCAGGGGCCUUGGUGUGGAGCGCGAAGUUUAAGUCGGUCAGUCAGAUCCUCAAGGAGCUGCCGCCUGCCAAGCAGGAGAAGCUCUGCAGCCAGGUCUCGGUCGUCAUCGAGGACCUGGAGUGGACAGACACCCAGCACCUGACCAAGCUGGCCAAGGGCAGCAAGGCCCUGCAGAAGCAGCUGCUGAAGCUGCUCGAGGACUACGUCACCCAGGAGCUGAGGACCACCGUGCUGUACAGAGACUAGGCUCAUGGAGGGGGGGGGGGGCUGUGCUGGGUCCUGUUCUGGAAAGUGAAGGUUAAAGGGAAUAAAACGGGGCAGAGAGGAACUCUCUGCACUGAGCGGAUCCCUGGCAGAGAGCCUGCAGCCCUGAGCCCCGCACAGCACAGGGACCAGAGGACACUGGGCCUGGGAGGGACGCAGGGCGCAGCCUUAGCUCAGCCGAACCUCGAGCAGCCGCCAUCGCUGACAAGUCUCCCCUCCUGCCCUCAGCACUGCCUUUCCCCUGGGAAACAGCAUGGGGAGGAGAGGGCCCCACCCUGACCCUGGGGCUGGCAGCCCCAAGCUGUGCUCAGCGGUUGCCCAUGACAAUCUGGGUCCUGGGUGGCUGGCAGUGGGCUUUAGGCCCAAGAGCCCCCCUCGGCAAUGAAGACCCGGCCGGCCCCACCCACACUGGGCGAGAACCAGACCUGGCCAGCCCCACCCCGUCAAGCCCUGCCAAGUGGGGGGUACAGUCUCAGCUCCCUGCGCCCGGCGCUGGGGCAGGUAGCGCAGCCUCAGGUUCCCCAGCCCGGGUCGGUGCCACGCAGCCUCAGAUCCCUGCUGAUUGGUCGUUGCGGCAUCACGGUGUGACAUCCAUUUGCAUAUUAGCCUUUUAUUAUGAUGAUGCUGAUUGCUGAAGAUUUGGAAAAACACAGACGCGUAUAUAUAAUAAAAAGUGCUGUGAA
This is a messenger RNA of Myotis myotis, 1383 nucleotides long. Its product is annotated as protein C19orf12 homolog. Lineage: Eukaryota; Metazoa; Chordata; Mammalia; Chiroptera; Vespertilionidae. The record is from RefSeq and is a predicted model, not a curated record. The transcript has 2 exons. Bases 95 to 682 code for a protein of 195 amino acids.